AUGUUAGAUAUUAGAAGCUUUGCAUUAAACCAAUACCAAUAUCACAUUUAUCAUAAUCAUUCAGAAAUCCACGACGAUCUAUUGUCGUGGCUUGCCACAGUUCCGCUCUCGCGAGCAGUGUGGGACGUAGGAGAAGACUUUGCUGAUGGUGUUCUAGCUGCUGAUAUUAUCUAUAAUUUUUUUCCGCAAUUAAUCGAUUUGGCGAAAAUUCAUGUACCUCGAAAUAUGUCCCAACGUACGGGUAAUUGGCAUUAUUUAAGGACCGAAGUACUACCGAAGAUAGGUUUGCAGCUACCUCAGAUGAUUACGGUUGAUAUUACCAAUGGAGUUCAUCGUGCUGCUGAAUUGUUUCUUCUACAAUUACGAGAAACAAUUCAGGGACAUCUAAUGCGUGCUCGACAAGCAUCACAUCAACAAUCGAAUUCAGGACGUUCGUACAUUGGCGGACAAAAUCGUUUACCACAACUUCAAACGACAGCAAGACAAGGUGCUAUUCUACCUGGCAUUAAUGGUGCCAACCAGUCUGGCAUUAAUGGUGCCAAUUACUCUGUCACUAACGGUAUGAAUCACUCGAUCGUUAAUGGUCCCAAUAAAUCUGGUAUUACAGCUCUCAAUUUGACUGGUAUUAAAGGUGCAAAUGGAUCCAGUAAUAUAUAUUCUAACCGUAAUGGCGAUUCUCUUGAUCCAUCUUUGGCGCCUUGUAAAGAAGCAUUACGUAUCAAAGACGACGAACUCACUGCACUGCGAGAAAAAGUAAAACUGUAUGAAAAAUUGCUCCGGGAAAAAACAAAACUGCACGAAAAGCAGCUGCGAGCUAAAGAUAUUCGAAUUCGAGAACUGGAAUCCCGACUUGAAAAAGAGAAGAACAAACGAUCGUAG
Molecule: messenger RNA, 879 nt
Organism: Rotaria socialis
Lineage: Eukaryota; Metazoa; Rotifera; Eurotatoria; Philodinida; Philodinidae
Source: the annotation of a GenBank genome assembly